CAUUGACACCUGUGAGUCUCUGAAGAUGAGGCACUUCGUUGGGCACAGUCAGCCUGUACCCAAUAGGUGCCAGACUCAGAGAAGUAAGAAAAAAGCAAGUGCAUACUAUCUCUCUCUCUCUCUCUCUCUGUCUGUCUCUCUCUCUCUCUCUCACACACACACACAUACAAAAACACACAAACACACACCGGAUCUCCAAAACCAUCACCACCGGUGAUGUCAAGGCGGGCAGGGGCUCUUAGAAAAAAAAAACUUUUGGGCUCCACAGGAGAGAGAAAGAGAGGGAGAGGGAGAGGGAGAGAGAGGGAGCAGUGAAUGGAGGAGGACAUUCCACCCAGUGUGCAUGUACCGGUGUACAGAAGCAGCAUCGCUCACAGACGUGCAACAUUGCCAAGAGGAUCCGACGCACGGUGGUGGGACAUUGAUGGACUGAUAUUUUCACCGCAUUAUUACCAUUAUUAAUAGACUUGUUAUUUUGGGGGAAAACUCAUCUAUUUAGGUGGACACGUUUUUGGACAGGACUUUUUCUUAUUACUCUGACACCUUGCAUCAACAUUUUGGGAAAGGACGCAAUAAUGGACAGGUAAAAAUAAAAAGAGAGGAAACUUUGGACAAGUUCAUUUCAAAAGGACAUUUUGUUUUCCAAGAUUAGGAUAUUUACCGCAAAUUGUAAACCUAAGCCUUUCUCAGGGUGAUUAAAUCGGUCUUUUUUUUAUUCCGCGAUGAAUUAAACAACCUUUAGUCUUCCUUUAACUCUUCUGCGUAUAAAGUACAAGGCAAGCAGUUUGACGUUAUAGUAACAUCUAUAUUUAUUCCACUUUUGUCAGUGUGCCAGGUGAUGCUGACAUGUGUCGACAGCAUGGAUAAGAGAAAGGCGCAGAUUUGCGUCUGAAGCUCCGCGCAAAGUGCAAGAAAGAGGAAGAGAGGGGAGUCAGUGCAGCUGCAGCAACAAAAGAGCUGAACUCAUUCAGAAUGUUUUUUCCUAAACCUGACAUCCAUCCACACUCUUUACAAAUAUAAUACGAAAUAUACUCAGACCAAAUUUAUGCACGAACUCCUGCACUGAUAACGGCCUUAUAUUCAGUUAAAAUAGUUAGUGUUGAUGUGAAACGCCAUUAUUAUCUCCGCCUAAAUUGUCAUAUUCAUACAAUACAUCACUAUAAAUAUAUUGUAGAGUUUCCAAAAGAUGUUGUUGAUCAGACUACUGGUUAUCCUCCUGACUCUGAACGCAAACACGUGGCCCAGUCCGGUUCAUUCCGACGCGCUCAGUUACAAACGUGCCAUUGCGCAGCGGGCCGACCGCGAGCUCUCCAGGCUGGCAGGUGAACCCUGCACGGUCUCCGGCGUCUCCAGGUCCUGGAGACAGCCUCGCUCCAUCUUUUCGUCCCAACACCGCCCUCCAGCGGUCUAUGCAAGGACAGACACCAGCCUCAGAGCGCUGCGCGCUGCAAGGAGCGCGCCUGCGGUCAAUGCGGGAGGAUGCGAGGGUGAUGCCGAGGUCGAGGAGAAGGAAAGUUGGCGGGACGAUGAGGAUGUGGACAACGGAUUUGUCACGUCACCUGAACGGCAGCAUGUGGACAACCGUGACAGCAGAGACCAGGAUUUUGUUAAGGACGCUGCCACCAAAGGACCUGUGCGUAAAGCUGGCGGCCAGAGCGCGGUGCCACGCGGCUCUGGCUUCAGACGCGCGCGCAGUCUAUUCGACACGGAGCCUUACGAAAAAGCGCAGCUGCAGCUGGAUACAGCUGUGGAGGACGACUACUCUGGGGAGAUGGAGGAAGCCGACCCAACGGUGAGCCUGCCCACCAGCAGCUCCUCUCCGUGGGGUGGCUCCGUACCCACGGUGCCCCCUACCUGGAUGACAGCCCUGUACUUCAGCGGGCGUCGGGAGCAGCUGAAGCUGAAGACGUCAGUGAGAGUGGACCUGCCCAGGGAUAAGUUCAGCCUGGAACUCUGGGUGAAACCUGAAGGAGGACAGAGCAACCCUGCAGUCAUAGCAGGUGUAUUUGACAACUGUUCCCACACCUUGAGUGAAAAGGGCUGGUCAGUAGGAAUACGCACUGUGGAACCUGCUGGGACUAAAGACGCGAGGUUCUACUUCACCCUGCGGACUGACCGAGCAGUGAAUUCUACUACUGUCUACAGCCACAAACGAUACCACGCCAACGUCUGGACUCAUCUGAUGGCCACUUACAAUGGUCACAACAUGAUCCUGUAUGUUGAUGGAGCCAAGGUGGGAGAAAGCAGUCUCCAGUCUGGGAACCUGUACAGCUCCUUCAUGAGUACCUGCAGAACUUUCUUUCUUGGCAGUAACCAGUCAGACCAGGGCUACAGUUAUAGGGGUCACGUAGGAGGUUUGAUUUUAUGGGACCACGCUCGCUCUCAAGCAGACCUGCUGAAGCAGCCACCUCAAAAUGACCAGAGCGAACCGAUCCUGGCAAUGUGGGCUGACUUCACUAAUGUGGAAGACCUUUGGACUUCACAUAAAUCUGGUCUCCAUCCAGCCAUCAUCAUCACUCCAGUCCCUGAACAUCAACCUGUCUCAUCCUUUCUGCCGCCACCUUGUGGCCUGACACCCUGUGACAACACAGACAUCGUCUCAAGCUACAACAACAGCUGGCAGCUUCGUUCCACCAAACAGGUUCGCUACAGGAUCGUCAACCUUUCCAACGAUGACGGUGGGAACCCUACGGUGACACAAGCCCAAAUCCAGCUGCAGCACUGGGCUCUGACCGAGGCCUUCCGCCCCUACAACAUCACCCUAGAUCUGAGCGUGCACAUGGUGGGAAACUCCAGCCUCAGACAGAGGUUCACCCUCAGCAACUGUCGGAUUGGCAAAAUAGGUAAUCGCAGAUGUGACCCAGAGUGUGACCAUCCGAGGACGGGCCAUGAUGGAGGCGAUUGCUUGCGACUUGGGCCCUGCUACAACUGGAAGAGGCAGGACGGUGUUUGUAACAUGGAGUGCAACAGUAUACUGUAUGACUACGAUGACGGAGACUGUUGUGACCCUGAGGUGACGGACGUCCUCAAGACCUGCUUUGAUCCAGAGUCUCCUGACAGGGCCUAUAUAAGUGUGAAAGAGUUAAAAGAGGAGCUCAACCUGAGCAGCGCUGACACACUCAAUGUUUUCUUUGCCAACAACUCAGUACGAGAAGAGCUGGCAGGAGCUGCAACCUGGCCGUGGGCAAAGGAGGCACUGACCCACCAAGGUGGGAUGGUGCUCAACCCCUCCUACUUUGGCACCCCUGGUCACACCAACACCAUGAUCCAUGAGAUGGGACACAUCUUUGGCCUGUACCAUGUGUUCAAAGGGGUGAGCGAACGGGAUUCCUGUGAUGACCCAUGUCAGGAGACUCAUCCUUCCAUGGAGACAGGAGAUCUGUGUGCUGACACUGCUCCAACACCUAAAUCCAAAGCCUGCCAUGAUCCUGGAGUUGUCAACGACACCUGUGGAGUCACCAAGUACCAGAACACUCCAUACAGCAACUUUAUGAGCUACACAGAUGACAACUGUACGAACCAUUUCACUCCCAACCAAGUGGCCAGGAUGCACUGUUAUCUAGACAUGGUCUACCAGGGAUGGCUACUGGACCGUGACCCUGCCUCCAUCCCCCUGCCUCCGAUAGUAACUGACCAGAGUCCAGAUUCUGUCUCCAUCUACUGGUUGUCUCCUCUCAGAGGACGUCUUUACCAAAGCUCUUCAGGUCACACGUCUGGAGUCAACUGUGGAGACUGUGACACGGACGGUGUUUUCCACCAGUUUGCCUCUGAGGCUGCGUCUCCUCGCAUCUGUGAUACAUCAGGCUACUGGACACCGGAGGAGGCUGUCGGCCCACCUGAUGUGGAGCAGCCCUGUGAGCUCAGUCUCCAGGCCUGGAGCCCUGAGCUGAGCCUGUACGACACUAACGUCACCUCACCAUGUCCUGACACGGAGGGCUGCACCCUAACACUGAGGUUCCUCCACCCCGUCGUCCCACGCACACUCACUCUGUGGGUCACCUACAUCUCAUCAAGUAACCCAGCCGUGGCUAACAUAGAGCUGAUGACAGACACAGGGAAAACCAUCAGCCUGGGUGCCCAGCACGUCUUCUGUGACACGCCCCUCACCUUACGUCUAAACACCAACAACGCUGCCAUCGCUGCCAUAAAACUCUGCACCUUCGAUGAGAAGAUGGAGAUCGAUGCAGCCAUGCUGUCCUCAGGCCCCGGCUGCUCUCUGUGCUCCAACUGUGUGCCUUUGCUCUACAGGAUACAGCGACAGCCUCCGUUCACCAGCAGGAGCCCCCCACCUCAGACUCAGCAGAGCUUCACUGACAGCUCUGUGACCAGAGGAGUCCAGUACAGUUACACAGUCCAGGCGGAAGCUGACGGUCUUGUCAGCGCUCCGUCGCCACCGCUCUCCUACACCCACGGACAGUCCUACUGUGGAGAUGGCGUCGUACAAGGGACAGAAGAAUGUGACGACAGAAAUCUGUUGGAUGGUGACGGCUGCUCCAAGAAAUGUCACAAGGAGCAGGGAUUCAAAUGUCAUGGUGAACCCAGUCAGUGUUAUGUAUUCCAUGGCGAUGGUGUGUGUGAGGAGUUUGAGCGAAACUCCAGUAGGCAAGACUGUGGCUACUUCACACCGCUGGGCUACACCGACCAGUGGGCAACCACUGCUACUGCGUCCCAUCAGGACCCCAUCCACUGCCCCGCUAAUGCCGCUACAGGGGAGCCAUCAGUUCACAAGCUGUGCAGGUACCAGCACCCAGAUGUGGCCGACAUGUUGGCACCGAAAGGCUGGUUCCCCUGUACGGCCCAGACGGACACAAACAACGACAUCGAACACCCGUUUUGGCUGAAGGUGGGGUUUGCUCACCCUGGGGUGGCAGCCUCCGUCAUGGUCUUCCUGGCAUCAGAUGGUUCAGUUUCUGGAGAUCAGUGCCGAAGCACCGCCACCAUCUUCCUGUCUGACACUACAGGCAAAAACCAUUCCUUAGGGGCACAUAACCUGUCAUGCCAUCGGAACCCUUUAGUGGUCAAUGUGACCCAUGACCUCUCCCGACCUUUCUUCCUCACGGCCUCAGUCAUCCUGCUCUUCUCUUCCCACUUCGUGGCCGUGGGAGGUGUAGCUCUGAGGACUUCCUGUCAUUUUAGCACCUUCGCCCUGACCGGCUGUUUGCGGCAGCCGUGCCAGAUGGACAGCUGCAGUCUGCCUCACUUAGAGCACGCCUCGGUCAGGUGUAGUGGAGGAGGAGAAGCCUCUCGCUGCUCUGUUCAGUGCCAUCGUGGCUUCACCGUCACCGUCCUGAAUGGCAAGAGAGUGGCAGCCAAUCAGAGGAAGACAGAGCUGGAGUGUUUCCACGGAUCUUGGGAUCGUAUCGUUAGCUGUCAGCCUGUGGAUUGCGGCGUGCCGGAUGAGUCCCACGUCUACCACGCCAUAUUCAGCUGCCCUUGGGGAACUACGUUUGGUAAACAGUGUUCAUUCACCUGUGGAUCACCAGCCAUACUUCAAGGCGACAGUGACAGGUUAGUGUGUCUGGAGGACGGACUCUGGUCUUUCCCAGAAGCCUACUGCAAGAUCGAGUGUCCAGAGGUCCCACAGCCCCCCCACAGCAGGCUGCUGACACCACAGUGUCUCGUCUCCGGUCAUGACAUCGGGUCUUUCUGCCGUUUCAAAUGUAACCCAGGUUUCUACGUCACAGGGAGCUUAACCAGGAAGACCCCCAGGAAGUACUUCAAGUUGGAGUGCCUGCGGGAGGGUCAGUGGGAGGAGACGGGCUGUGAACCCAUAUCCUGCCCGGCGCUGCCUGUUGUUUUCCAGGGCAUGUACACCUGCACCGACGGUCUGUACUACGACAGCUGCUGCACCCUGCAGUGUCUGGACCAAACAGAAAAUAAGAAAAUUUGCUGCACGAAGGACGGGGGCUGGACAGCGGAGUUCAGCAUGUGCCGCAACCUCCAGGGCUCCUGCCCCCCCCCUCAGAAUCUGAACUCUGUGGAGUACACCUGUCAGCAGGGACUGGACGUCGGUGCUGCCUGCUACCCAUCAUGUGUUGUGGCCCUGGACAUGGACCUGCACGACCCCGUGGCUCUUGCCAACGGUACGACAUCAGACACGUUACGGCACUGGAUGCUGCCCGUCAAAGUUCAGAGCAUCGUCUGUACGGGGAGGAUGAAGUGGUUUCCUGAUCCUCAGCUCAUCCACUGCAUCCCAUCAUGUGAGCCCUUCGGAGGGGACGGCUGGUGUGACACCACCAACAACCGGGCGUACUGCCAGUACGACGGGGGAGACUGCUGCCCGUCCACACUCUCCACCAGAAAGGUCAUUCAGUUCGGGGCCGACUGCAAUCAGGACGAGUGCAGUUGUCGUGACCCGGGCGCCGAGGAGAACAAGAACAGAACCGCGUCCUCGGACAGAGGAGGAGGAAGUGGAGCUGCAGCAGGAGGAGCGCAGUGAGAUCGGAGAUUUAAGAAAAAAAACAAAAAAAAAACACAGACUGUUUACCGCAACAAUCAGAAAAAGGAGUCCGAGAAAUGAGUCAGAGAAAUGAGUCAUCAUCAGGUCUUAUAAUGUGAUGAAAGGUGUAAAAAAAAGAGAGAAAUUUUGGUUUUUUUUAUACAAGCUAAUGAAGCACAAAAACAUCUUAAAGUGGAAGUUUGUGUUUCUUGUUCCAAAGCUAAUGGUUUUUUUCUCAGUGCUGUAUUUGUAGCAGGACAUUUUCAGUCUGACUCAAAAAGUUAAGUAUCAUUUUGAUGUAAUCCUGCACAAAUCAUGUAGGAAAAAUGGCAUCAAGUUCUGUGGCAUGUAGAAAAAAAAAGAAAGAAAAAUCUCAUAGAACUAUUUCUGUGUAACAUUUAAACCAAAGCAGCGUCGUGGGAGUUCAAAUGUGUUCUUUUACCUUUGAAUUUUUACCUCAAAUUUAGAUUGAAAAUCUCCUGAGUCACUUCAUCGUCACCACUCUCUCAGAAACAGACGGUCUUUUUCUCACCCAUCAGAUGGUCGCUCUGCUGUGAAGCUGUGAGAGGAAACAUAUCUGUAAAGACUAACAUGUAUAGACCAUAAUAUAUUUUGAUCAACUGCAGUAUUUACUGACCCACAUAUACUCCGUCUCAUACUUUAUUCUAUCGCACACAUAUCGUAAAAACAACAUUUACCUGUACCAUAGUUUCUGCUUCAUUUUUUUGUUUUACCGUCUUCAGACCAAAUAAAAACAAGUCAUAAUAAAUGUGAACAUGUUGAAGGAGAAGCACUGACGCGUCGUCACGUUCCAAAGAUGAAAAACACACCAAACAAAAAAACAUGAAAAAAAUGAAGGUUUUUUAUUUUAUUUUGUUUUCUGUUCUCUCUCUCCAAUACUGUAUCUAUGAACGUGUACUCAUGGUAUUUGUGAUAUUUCAAUGUACUUCACACAAUAUAUGAAAAUAAAUAGCAACUUUCUACCGACACCUACAGAACUUUUACUUUGUCUUUUUUUUUUGGUGCAUCAUUUGGUCACAUGGUGUUGACGUGGUUGGUACUCUCACCUUAGAACAGGAAGAUGAGGAGGUCCAGCCUGUGCUGCUGCUGCUGCUGAGGGUGGUGGUCCUGAGUGGAGGUCACAGCUUCUCCUCCACCUCUGACAGCUUCUGUAAUUGACCUCAGGUGUGAAGCCUGCCCCCAUCUGAUGACUGCAGGAAUUGGCUGCGUUGA
Cynoglossus semilaevis (tongue sole) is the source of this 7672-nucleotide messenger RNA. It is a transcript of the gene pappa2, whose product is annotated as pappalysin 2. The record is from RefSeq and is a predicted model, not a curated record. Lineage: Eukaryota; Metazoa; Chordata; Actinopteri; Pleuronectiformes; Cynoglossidae. The coding region runs from base 1187 to 6439 and encodes 1750 amino acids. Gene Ontology annotation, molecular function: protein binding; metalloendopeptidase activity. Gene Ontology annotation, biological process: cell surface receptor signaling pathway; proteolysis. The transcript is spliced from 27 exons.